AUGACAUUAAGGCGUAAUCUUACACUCGAUAACCCUGUGCCAAAGCUUGAGAAGUGUGUCCUUUGCGAUAAAACGGUCUAUGCCAUGGAACGGGUGGAGGCCGGUGGUUCGAUCUGGCACAAGGGGUGCUUCCGUUGUAGCCAAUGCAACAUGGUCCUCAACCUGAACAGCUACAAACAGGCUGAUCAGAAGCUCUACUGUGGCAAGCACUACCAGGAGCAGAUUCUGGCAAAGAACACUCAGACGCCAGUUUUGUAG
This is a messenger RNA of Mesocestoides corti, 258 nucleotides long. Lineage: Eukaryota; Metazoa; Platyhelminthes; Cestoda; Cyclophyllidea; Mesocestoididae. The record is from the annotation of a GenBank genome assembly.